Messenger RNA from Oncorhynchus keta (chum salmon), 3640 nucleotides. Its product is annotated as death domain-containing protein CRADD-like. The transcript is spliced from 2 exons. Bases 382 to 693 code for a protein of 103 amino acids. The record is from RefSeq and is a predicted model, not a curated record. Lineage: Eukaryota; Metazoa; Chordata; Actinopteri; Salmoniformes; Salmonidae.
GCUAACGUAGCUAGCUAAUUUUAGCCAAUAAAUAUUGGCUAUGGUGGGUUCAUUUGACGAAAUAUAUGUUUGUAGACAUUAUGUACGACUAGCUAGUUAUUUCAUGACAACUAUGGACCUGAGGCACAGGAAACACCGGCUGGACCUGUCCAACCAAAUUUUAAUUGAUGACACCAUAGUUCAAUUCCUGUACCAGGAGAACAUUUUAAAGAGCCAGGUGGAUGAGAAUUCAGUCCCAAAAAAGCAACAAAAAGAAGACGUUGAGACUGCUGGAUAUCCUUCCCACCCGAGGUCCGCGGGCGUUGGGUACAUUUCUGAAUUCCCUGGAGGAAGAGUUUACUUGGGUGAGAGACAAGUUACUCCAGGAUUUGGAGCAACCCAAUGCACCUGGGCAAAAGUCCAACAGAUGAGUGGAACAUUCCAGAGGUGACGCUCCAAGCAGUCCCGUCCGACAGACGGUUGUCCUGGCUGGCACCCCGUAUCGGUUCGGAGUGGGAGUCGAUUCUCCUCGACUUGGAGGGGGCGCUGUACCGUUGCCGUGCCGACCACCCUCUGAGCUUGUAUGGGAAGGUGCUAGUAGGGCUGAUCCAGUGGAGGCAGAGCAAGGGGAGGAGCGCUACAGUCCACAGGCUUCUCCAGAGCCUGCAGUCCACUGACAUCCACCCCUCUACCCUGGACGAGGUGUUCCAGUGAGGGGAGAGGACACACUGGAUCAUGGAUGAAAUCCUAAUUGGAUGACAGCCAUUAGCUCAGCCAGACCAAGGUUUCUGAUAGGAAAAUGUGGUGCUGGACAUGUGACCGGAAACUUUUCUUUUACCAGACAUUUGAGAUCUGCCAGACCCAUAUGCAUUGGAUGCAUAACCUGAUUAGGGUGUCCACCCACAGUGCUCAGAAUGACACAAAUCACAUUUACAUUUUGGUAAUUGAUAUUAACAGAACAUGCAAGUCGAGGAUACAACAAUGAAGAUAUAAUAAGUGUCCACAUUUGCUUUUCCUCAGCCAACAAGACGACUAACAGCAACAUCACUAGCCUGUCAAUCUACUAUCCCCCAUACUAGAAUAGUUAACCUAUUCUAUUGGUCAACUUGUUGAGAAAUAGUCUAUACCAAUCCGAAUCUGGGACAGUUGUGAGAUGGAGCCCAAAAUCGUACAACCAGUAGGCUUAGGCUACAUAAAAAAACAACGUUAAAAGCAGUGAGAGUGACGCAACAGAACAGAACGUUUAGCUUAUAAUGCUGGGGAACUAUUAUUUCUUCACAUUAUAAUCUCAGCAAUGCGCACAAGGCAGUAAGUAGGCUACUCAUGAACGUUUAUUCCAUAAUGCAAUUAGCGGGAAAACGCCUUUGUCAAAAGGGCACCACACACUUGAGAGGUUUCAUACGACCGAGAUGAAAAUGUCCAUUAGAAAUGUAGAAAGAGAUCUCUUUAGGCUACUUUUAAGAAAGGUAAGACAUGCCUCAUAUGUAUUAAAAGGAAAUGCAUAGCGCACCAGCUCAUUGCCAAGUGGUGUGUGUGGUGUGUGUGUGUGUGACACGGCAGCAGCUCAAAGGCCCUAUCUAUAUGGUCCUUCUGUAGCUCAGUUGGUAGAGCAUGGCGCUUGUAACGCCAGGGUAGUGGGUUCGAUUCCCAGGACCACCCAUACGUAGAAUGUAUGCACACAUGACUGUAAGUCGCUUUGGAUAAAAGCGUCUGCUAAAUGGCAUAUAUUAUAUGCUGUACGGGUGUGAUAAAUAAGAUGCAUAACAAAUGUACUGUAGUCUACACAGUUUGCCAACUUAAUUCCACUAAAUUAUGCAAAAUAACCUAGAGAACGAUAAAUAUGACCAGUCAACUGGUAUUUCCAUCAAUGAAGAGGCUAAAAAGGAUUAUAUGAAAUAUUCUUAUUUUCCAGGAUAUUUUAUUUCAGCUUUUCAACAACAACAAAAAUGUAUAGGCCAAAAGACAGCUAUUACCGGCUAACAGAAACCCUGAGCGAGAUGUGUCAUUGGCCUGGCCCUGCAUGUUGUAAUAGGGACAGUUUCAGUUUAGAAUAAUUAACACAAUGCUUAGCGUAAUUAUGUUUCCCCUUUUUCUGUAAUACACAUGAUUUCCAGUGUUUUUAUUUUGGGGAAACUCUUUUGUGUACCGUUUGAUUCGUCACUAGACUUGAUACGAGAAUAAUCCGUAACGUUCAGUAUCUCCUGAUCGUGAUUGACGCCAGACUGGAGGUACAAGGACAGAGGACACUGAUUUGUUACUGUAAGAUUAGAAUAAGCCGAUUUUGAAACCAUGCAGGCCUACACACAAACACACAAACACACACUCCUACGGACACGCCUUUUCUCAGUCACUCAGACCCUGGAAAGUAAACAAACACGAUGGCGUUGUGACAUCCACUCUGGAAAACAAAUCCACUGAUAGUAUUUUUCUUCCUUCACGUACAUUUGAAAUGGCCAUGGAAUUGCAUAACGUCUAGUCUUAUUUUCACAACAUAUUGUUGUGACAUUACGUCACAAUGACUCAGGGACAUUUUUGGACCGCAACAACAGCUACCGCUGCAGUCAGUGUUUAUAGAACUGGAAAUGCCUCAACAAGGUCAAGGCUACAUGCCCAACAAGCACUCUCCAGGAUUUUUCCACCUGUUUUUUUUAAAAAGUGGAGCUGGAAUUAGAGGAGUUUGUACAUGAACUAUAUCCUUGUACUUUUUGCGUAUGAUUUGCCUUGAAAAAGGAUUCCUAUAUUUGUCCAACUUUCUUUUAAGGAUGGAACUGGAAUGGGAUUUGUUUUCCUCUUCAAAUGGCAUAGCAUGAUGGUGAAUGCCUCCUUUUUUUUGUAGUGCUUUAUUGGUCUUGAUGUCAUGUUGACAUUUCUUAAUGUAGGGCCAUUUCACAAGAUGUUUCAUUUGCAAAUGUUUAGUUGUAAAAACAAAGACCAUACUCUGCUUCAUCUGCAUGUGCCUUGCUGUUCAUGACCGCAAGGCUAAGGCCAAACAAAUUCUCUUAACUACUCAUAAGUAAAUGUGAGGACAUUUUAAAGCACUCGCUCUUCUCUGACUUACACGACGUGUGAGUUCUGUCUGCGCCUCGGCCAAUGCUAGUAUAAUUCUUAAUAGGGUCAUUUGUGAUGGGCUUAAGGUAUUUCAUAGCACAGUCAGAUACACACAUGAAUGUCGGUUACAUUUUACGAUUUUUGUGAAUGAAAAGCCACAGUGUUCCUGGGACAGCUUUGAAGUACAACUCAAGUGCCGUCUUGGACUAGGGGACUCGCAUACGUACACUUACACACCUUGCUGCAUGGAGUUUUCACAUUUGUUUUUGUGCUAGCCUAGUUUCCCUGGCUCUAACACACAGCCAGGGAAACUAGGCUAGCACAGGUAGGCAGCAGUCAAAUCAAUCAAACUUGAUUAACUCUUUUUUUUUUUAACAAAACACUAGUCACUGAGCAAGGCUAGAGGGGGAGAGGAAAGACUACCUACCUCUGCAUUUGUAUUUAUUAGGCACCAGACGGAAGACAAGACUGAAAGUGGGAGGGACUACCUCCCUGAAAUUGUCCAAUAAUAAACACUUGUUUUUGGCUGUGGCCUAAUGACUACGACCCAGUUGUGUGGCAGUCUUCUUGAGAUAUCUAUAUCCAACCCCCAUCUUUUUCACAGUCUCCGCUA